Messenger RNA from Brassica napus (rape), 930 nucleotides. RefSeq lists its product as uncharacterized. The transcript is spliced from 2 exons. Lineage: Eukaryota; Viridiplantae; Streptophyta; Magnoliopsida; Brassicales; Brassicaceae. The record is from RefSeq and is a predicted model, not a curated record. Bases 1 to 930 code for a protein of 309 amino acids.
AUGGGGAGAGCCAAGUUUAGAGAAAGCGAAAGAGAUGCCGGCGAAUGCCGCCUCUUCGUCGAAAACCUCAGAGCAGCAGCACUUGAAUGGUUCUCUCGCCUGAGGCAAAAUUCCAUUGGAAGUUUUUGCCAACUCACCUACGAGUUUCUUAAGCAGUACUCUUUGUUCAUAGACCGAGAAUCCUCAGAUGUCGAUCUAUGGAGCAUGUCCCAGGGAGAGGACGAAUCUCUCUGUGACUUCAUAAAACGGUUUAAGACCGUCAUUCCUAGAGUCAGCGGAAUAAGCGACAAACCGCUUACGAUCCAAGACGCUCUUCAUAAAGCCGCGGACUACAUAAUUAUCGAAGAAGAGAUGAAAGUCUUGUCGCAAAAGCAGAAGCUGACGAAGACAUUGUCGAAAGAUCCCGGGUCGGAUCAGAAGUCUAAAAGGAAAAACCCUCGUAAUGACAAAAACGUCCAUCAGAGGGAAGAAGAGACCCAGGGAGCGCAUAACUACGCCAUCAACUCCGUAUCGGAGCAAGGCCGAACGAUGGGCAAUACAUGGACCCGAAAUCCGAAUUACGACGAGAACGCCUUCUGCGACUUUCACCAGGCCCGCGGCCACUCGACCAUAAACUGCAAAGUUCUCGGCACUAGGGUUGCCGUGAAGCUUCUCGCGGGAGAACUGACCGAAGUGUCUAGCGUAAAAAAUCUCAUCCACGAUUCAGACCGCCCUCCAAGAAACAAUAAGCCCCCUAAAACGGAGAACUCUCUCCAAGAGAACCAAUCGAGAGAAAAGCGUGGAAGGAGGCAGGACGAGAAUCGCAACGACAAUAGUCGCCGCAGAGUCAAUAUGAUCAUCGGAGGAUCGCAAUACUGCAGCGAUACCAUCUCUGCCAUCAAAUCUUACCAGCACAAGGCCGAGACGAGCGCGAACCUGGUCCGCGCCUAG